Messenger RNA from Carya illinoinensis, 1217 nucleotides. Its product is annotated as transcriptional regulatory protein AlgP-like. Gene Ontology annotation, molecular function: metal ion binding. The record is from RefSeq and is a predicted model, not a curated record. The transcript has 3 exons. Lineage: Eukaryota; Viridiplantae; Streptophyta; Magnoliopsida; Fagales; Juglandaceae. Bases 239 to 883 code for a protein of 214 amino acids.
CCUAUCCUCAUUCGAUCUCUCACUUUACGUCUGGCCGCUUCUGUACGACUGGUGAGGAUCUGUUGCACACCUUUACUCUGAUUAAAAACUUGGCCUUCGAUUCAGAUCUGAAGUGACAGCCAUGGGGGAAAAGGUUUGCGAAUACACUAUCCAAUUGAAGCAUUUGCUUUCCAGAUCUAAGUUGUUUUUCGCUUUUAGUUACUUUCAUUUCGAACACUCUUGACAGGUUACUACAAUAAUGGUGCUGAAGGUUGACCUGCAGUGCGAUCGCUGCUACAAGAAGGUGAAGAAAGUUUUAUAUAAAUUUCCUCAAAUACAAGACCAGAUAUUCGAUGAGAAGCAAAACACAGUAUUAAUCAAAGUUGUGUGCUGCUCUCCUGAAAAAGUUAAGCAAAAGAUUAUCUACAAAGGUGGUAAUUCUAUUCAGAGCAUUGAGAUCAAACCUUCUCCAAAGCCCAAAACUGAGGAGGCGAAACCAAAACCUCAGGAUCCAAAGCCAGCUGAAAAACCGAAAGAAGCUGCUCAGAAGCCCAAGGAAAACCCUGCGGCAAAUCCCAAGCCAGCUGAAAAGCCGAAAGAAGCUGAAGCCAAGCCCAAGGGAAAACCUGAUGAUGCGAAGCCUCCUGAACCGGUUCCAAAGCCUUCUGAACCGGCAGCACUCAUCGCUGUACCGUAUUAUCCACAGACCUACGUAGCUGGUGCGUAUAGCAGGCCACUUUAUGAAGGGUAUGGUGGGGGUCCAUUGCCAUCAUGUGAGGAAUAUGCGAUAGGGAGGCCGGUGUAUGAUAGUUACGGGGGUGGUGGUUAUUGGCCGCCUAGUUACGUCAACCGUUAUGAUUACUACUCCAGUGAGGAAAACCAAUCAGGAUGCAUCAUCAUGUAAUUUAACGGGAGACGUUACCAUCAGCAUGCAUGCACAUUAUAUGUAUCAUGAAUGGUCAUCAUCCUGGAGUUCUCUAUAAUAAGUUGGUGAUCUGUCAAACUCAGAACUCAUGGUCCAGAAGUCGUGGCUGCAAUAUUUCUGUUUUGUAUUUUUUAUUCCCUGUUAAGUGGUGUGGAGUUAAAAAAUGACAGAGAAAAGAGUAAUAAGAUCGUGUCAUUCGUCGGUGGGAUUGUGCCUGUCGGUGGAGAAUCGUUUCUUACUUGUCUUUCAUAUUCGUGUCGUUUUUGUUAAGAAUAAAUUUAUCAUGCCGUCUCAAUAAUAUUAUCGUUUUAAA